Molecule: messenger RNA, 1994 nt
Organism: Coccinella septempunctata (seven-spotted ladybird)
Lineage: Eukaryota; Metazoa; Arthropoda; Insecta; Coleoptera; Coccinellidae
Product: protein maelstrom 2-like
Exons: 12
Coding region: 149-1540 (463 amino acids)
Biological process (GO): male meiotic nuclear division; regulation of miRNA-mediated gene silencing; negative regulation of DNA-templated transcription
Cellular component (GO): P granule; nucleus
Molecular function (GO): sequence-specific DNA binding
Source: RefSeq, a predicted model, not a curated record
CGAAAAGAGUGGAUAGAGACCAGAGACAACUCGAGUGCACGGUCGAGUUAGCGUUGAUUGUGUACUGUUGGGUAGGAAUAUAUUUAUCAGAGACAGUCUCUCAUAUUUCUGAAAUAGAUAGAACUGUUUCAAUAGAACUUCAUCCAAUAUGCCUAAAAAAAAAACUAAUCCAUUUUGGGCAUUCCUGAUGGAAUUUAAGAGGGAAAAUAAAAUCGCAACAAAUGAGGAAGCAAUGGAAAAAGCUGAUGUUGUAUGGAGGAGUAUGACUGAUGCUGAAAAAAAAAUGUAUGCAGGAAGAAAAGGGAACAAUCAUCAAAAAUCUCAGGAUGCUCCUAUGACUGACGCAGAAAGAAAAUCAAAUGAAGAAGCCUUAUUUCAACAGACGAUGAUUGAAGAAAUUUCAUCAGAAUUGGCUAUUGCUAAAAAAUACAACAAUUUGCCCCGUUACGAAUUCUUCAUCAUUCAUAUCAAUAGUUUUAUUUUUGAUAAGCAACAGUUGAUGUAUUAUCCUUGUGAGAUUGGUAUCUGCAGUUUUACUCUGGAGUAUGGUGUUUCCGAAAAUGACAUCUAUCACUCAUAUGUUUACCCAGGUCCUUUGCCUCCUGGUUACCCCGGUGAAGCUAAAAUUAUUUCUGAACAAACACAUCAACUUCCAUGGGACUAUGAUGGAAUGGAUAAUCAGGAACAAGUUUUUAAUGAAGUUGUGAACUAUUUAUCUGAAAGAUCGAGAGGAUCCGAUAAACUACCCAUAUUAUAUGCAAUAAAAGAAAGAGAUUUGGAAACAGUAAAAAAUGUUCUUGAAAGAUGGUGUGAAAUGUUCGAUCCAAGAAUUGAAUUCACAAUUUAUAAUGCUCUGACUCUCUUCUCCUUAUUGGUCAAAAACACCGUUAAGAAUUCGCAAUGGACACCAGAGGCAAUAAGUUACGGUGAAUUCCAGAAAGAUAGGCAUCAGUAUGCUCCAGGAAUUGCUUGUGAGUAUCAUGGCUCGUCAGAGUACCCAAUUCAUUGCUCAAGAUCAAUUGCUAUAAGACAUGGCUAUAUAAUAUGUGAAAAUUGCAGUCCAGCUUUGGGCAUUUCAUUAAUACCUGGCGACCAUGUUCCAGAUAAUGUAAUAAGGAAUAGGGACGAAAGAAGGGCUUCAUCCAAGCUUAGUGAUGACACCGGCAGUACUGUGAGGGAGGACAGUAGUGAUGCAGAGACUUUAGUGUCAUUCGGGAAAUCCAGUACAUUCAAUGAAGAUACAGCAUCAUCAAUUGACUUUCCAGAGUAUGAUGAUUGCCGGCAGAAAAUAAAUCCUAAAGGUGACAAUUUACACACCACUGGAAAUAAGAGCACUUCUAAUGAACUCAAUGCAAAAACAGGAAGUUCUGGUUUCAGCCGAAGACCAGCUGCAUUACCAUCUAACUCAAAUGAAGUUUUUUCCAAUUUAACUGAAAGCCAAGAAUCAAAUGGAAAAAGAACUUGUGUAUUGGCAAGCCUCCGAGGAAGAGGAGGAGCAGUACCAAAAGGAAAAGGAAGAGGACAUCCUUUCCGUAAAUGAGUGAUACAUUCAAACUUUUUUUAUUUGUUUUUCUUUUUAUAACUUUGUUUUUAUUAGAUUCACGAGUUUUAAAGUUUUCUUUAUGUUAAGUUAGUGUUGAGGACAGAAUUCUCAUUAUGUAUUAUUUCAAAUGACCAUGACUAUUUGUUAGCAGUAGUUGUUAAUGUCAUAAUGGAUGCUCUUUGAGAUUGCGACUAUACUUUUUAUCAAAUUUGUUUUACUCAGCCCAAAAAUUUUUUUCAACUCAUUAGUUAGUCAGUGAUUCAGUUUACAUUAAUUUUGCUCUUUUUUAUCUAAUUCAGUAGGGUCUAAAAAGCGUUAUCAUUAUUUCUGUACUUAUCAAAGUUUUUGAGUCCCUUUAAAAUUGUUUUUCUUAAUAGGUUAAUUUUGUUCUGGACACUUUACAUUUUGAAUAUUUUAUUGUUACAUUGAAGAAAUAUAUUUUUGAAAUCUA